This is a messenger RNA of Felis catus (domestic cat), 1479 nucleotides long. RefSeq lists its product as uncharacterized. The record is from RefSeq and is a predicted model, not a curated record. Bases 1 to 966 code for a protein of 321 amino acids. Lineage: Eukaryota; Metazoa; Chordata; Mammalia; Carnivora; Felidae. The transcript has 5 exons.
AUGAAGAAGACCAGCCUGGACCUCCAAAAGCCAACAGCCAGGAGCACAGUGUCUGGUGCACCGAAGGAGCUCAAUUCAAUUAAACUGACUCAUAGAGGCUGCAUCGCUUGCCCUGUAACAGGCAGCUCCUCCAAGUUCAGCGCCGAGGCGGGUCGAGCCCAGAAGCGAGGACCUGGGUGGUGGGGGAGGGUGGGGGCGCGGGGCCGCCAGGCAGCCUCUCCACCGGGCGCGCCGUCCCUCGCCGGAGCCCCAGACACAAAGGCGGGGCCGCGAGCCGGCUCCCCGCUCCGGGAAGAGCCUCCCGACUCGCGGCGCCGCGCACUCACCCCAUCCAGGCGGCGGCGGCAGCUCCCGGGCCGCGCUGGCUGCGCCACUCGGCCCGCCGCUUCCCCAGGAAAACGCGGCCGCCGGGCUCGCUUCCUGCUCGGCUUCCUGCGCCUCGGUCCCUCCUCCUCCCCCGCUGCGGGGGUCAGUGGGCGCCACGGCUCCCGGGCUGGGCCGGCGGGGCGGGGGCAGCGGCAGCACCACCACGUGGCCGCCCGGCGCCGGCCCCCGCCGACCUGGAUCCAGCGGGAGCGAGAAGGGAGGUGCUCGCCUCUCCCCUCCCCUUCCACCCCGCGCGGCCCCAAAUUCCGCGAGUCAGGUGACCCGGCCCCGCGCUGCGGCCGGGACCCGCGGGGGGUGCUGCGGGCGUUCCCUGCGGACUUUUCGUUUUCCCGGGAUCGUGGACCCUUCACCGCGGACGUGUCCCAUCAGCAUCACCGUCACCUGAACUUACUGGGAAACACCCGUGCUCGCACCCCCGGGUUUGGGACGCGUGAGAUCCCGAAUAGUAUUCAUUUCUGGCCAACCUCCAAAGUCGUCUGUGGUCGUGGGGCUGUGCCAAAAGUCACCGAUCCAAGCGCCCACUUAACCACAGUCCAAUCGGCAGGUCAGUCUCAUACCAACAAGAUUCCAGACUCCUGAGAGGGUUGCCAUCCAGGAUCCAUGAAAUUCAUUGAUUGCAGGUACAGAGUUAAGGCAGAAGGACUACAUCAAGAGGAUGUCCACUCACUUCUUUGUCAGGGGAUCUGAUGUGUACUGGGACCAUCUUCAGCAGGAGUACGUAACUGGAAUCAGAGGUUAAGAUGCCCGUUAGGCAGAAGGAGUCGGAUGGCUACAUUUGCCCUUGAGAAGACCUGAGGAAGAAGUUUGACAUGGAGGAGUCUUGUUUAAGGAAUCCUUUAAGGGGUUUCUGAAAGGUGUAAAAAUGAAGUUUAAUGGACUCACACCUGGACAAGAGUGAGAAAGGUGAAUCUCACUAACAUGCUAAAAACACCUCCAAAUUAUGCAAAUCAUAAUACAGACACUAUACUUUGUUUGAAAGUAUGUUUCUCCAAGUGUGAUUUAGGGAUUCGUCCACAGGAAUUAUGACUCUAUCUCCAGUGGGUCAGUCAGAAAGUCUGCAUGUUUGGGGCGCUUGGGUGGCUCAGUUGGUUA